ACCUGGGAAUGCCGCCUUCAGGGACCUAGGGCUGAGGGUUACAUAAAAGCCCAGCGAAGCUCUGGGCCCAGCACCCCUAAGACCUGCCACCUGCCUCCACACCUUCGAGAGCCUCCUGCACUCCCCACUGGCACCAUGCUCAGGACGGCCCUGGUCCUCUCUGCUUGGUUCGGUCUGGCUGUGACUUACCCCAUCGCAUUCCAGGAAUUCAUACACAUUAUCAAUGACCCGGUGCUAUCUGCCGACCCAGAGCCAGUGGUUGUCCUGGAGCCUGAAGAGCCGGCUGUUGUCAUAGAGCCGCUCACUGGUGGAGAGCUGGUCAUUAACCUAGAGCCAAGUGAGGAACUAGAUUUAACCGCUGACCUAGAGUCCACCACAGACCUGGAGUCGACCACAGACCUAGAGUCGGCCACUGACCUAGAGUUGACCACAGACCUAGAGUCGGCCACUGACGUAGAGUUCUUUCGUGGUGGAGAAUUGACUACUGAAGCGUAUUUGAAGAACACACAGGCUUUUGAAUUGUCUACUGCUGUGGAAUCAAGCACCCUCAGCUUUGAGAAAGAAGCCACUGAGGCCACAGUUGACUACAAUUCAGUUCAGCCAGAGAGCUUUGCCAACAAAGAUUAUGAAGUUGUCACUGCUGCUUAUUUCGAUGAGCCCAUCCUUGUAGCAUCAGAUGAGCCCAUCACCUCAUUUGGAAACGACGAGUCCGUCUCAGUGCUUUUUUGACAUAUUCCUACCUACUCAUUGAUCCAAAAGGAACAUCAACAAUCACCUCUGCUCCUGCCUCAGCCUGGUGGCAUCUUUAGAAUCUGUCUCUUAGACUGCCUGGGGACUUGGAAAUAGGUUAUUGAAGAUUUAAAGGGGGCGACAAACAACAAGUCUCCCUCUCAACUUUGGUGUCAAUUGAGAAAUAGUCUCAGGAAUCACACAUAUUUAAGUGGAAGCAUUAGCUUUACCAUGAAUAAAACUGAACUGGAGAAACAA
Messenger RNA from Equus caballus (horse), 987 nucleotides. Lineage: Eukaryota; Metazoa; Chordata; Mammalia; Perissodactyla; Equidae. The record is from RefSeq and is a predicted model, not a curated record.